This is a messenger RNA of Pecten maximus, 1017 nucleotides long. RefSeq names its product GATA zinc finger domain-containing protein 14-like. The record is from RefSeq and is a predicted model, not a curated record. Bases 1 to 1017 code for a protein of 338 amino acids. NCBI's taxonomy places the organism in Eukaryota, Metazoa, Mollusca, Bivalvia, Pectinida, Pectinidae. The transcript is spliced from 2 exons.
AUGACACGUCAAAACAGUGAAGCAUUGUCCGCAAAACGCCAACAAAAUGGAGGAAAAGCAUACCAUAAACAGGAUAACGAUGACAGAAACAACAACCAUUAUACCAACAGCGGACAGAAACAACAACCAUUACACCAACUCAGGACAGAAAUAACAACCAGUACACCAACACAGGACAGAAACAACAACCAUUACACCAACACAGGACAGAAACAACAACCAUUACACCAACACAGGACAGAAACAACGACCAUUACACCAACACACUUAACAAACAACAACCAUUACACCAACACAGGACAGAAACAACAACCAUUACACCAACACAAGACAGAAACAACGACCAUUACACCAACAGAGGAUAGAAACAACAACCAUUACACUAUCACGGGACAGAAACAACAACCAUUACACCAAUACAGACAGAAACACCAACCAUUAUACCAACAGCGGACAGAAACAACAACCAUUACACCAACUCAGGACAGAAAUAACAACCAUUACACCAACACAGGACAGAAACAACAACCAUUACACCAACACAGGACAGAAACAACGACCAUUACACCAACAGAGGAUAGAAACAACAACCAUUACACCAACACAGGACAGAAACAACGACCAUUACACCAACAGAGGAUAGAAACAACAACCAUUACACCAACACAGGACAGAAACAACAACCGUUACACCAACUCAGGACCGAAACAACAACCAUUACACCAACAGAGAAUAGAAACAACAACCAUUACACUAUCACGGGACAGAAACAACAACCAUUACACCAAUAUGGGAAAGAAACAACAAGCAUUUCACCAAACACGGGACAGAAACAACAACCAUUACACCAAAACGGGACAGAAACACCAACCAUUAUACCAACAGCGGACAGAAACAACAACCAUUACACCAACUCAGGACAGAAACAACAACCAUUACACCAACUCAGGAUCGAAACAACAACCAUUUCACAAAACACGGGACAGAAACAACAACCAUUACACCAACAGAGGAUAG